AUGUUUUUCGUAUAUGGAAGUGGUGGAACUGGAAAGACAUUUUUGUGGACAGCCAUAUUGGCGAAACUCCGGUCACAAAAGAGAUUUGUACUGGAAGUUGCUUCAUCUGGAAUCGCGUCAUUACUAUUACCGGGAGGCAGAACAGCGCAUUCACGGUUUAAAAUUCCCCUUACACCAGAUGAAACUUCAAUUUGUAAUAUAGCUAAAAAUAAAGAUUUGGCAAAAUUAAUCCAAAGGGCAGAAUUAAUCAUAUGGGAUGAAGCACCAAUAAUGCACAGAAACGCACUAGAAGCUGUUGACAAGACAUUGAAGUUCCUAAUGGAUGAUUCAGAUAAAAUAUUUGGAGGGAAAACUGUAUUACUUGGUGGAGAUUUUAGACAUGUUUUACCUGUAAUUCGUGGAGAAACAAGAGCAGAUAUCGUCAGUGCUUCAAUAAACAGGUCGCGCAUGUGGAGUCAUUGCCGAGUGUUCAAAUUAACAAUCAAUAUGCGUAUAAGGAACACAGAUGCUGAUACAGUUGAGCUUCAAAAGAUAAAAUAA
Molecule: messenger RNA, 540 nt
Organism: Papaver somniferum (opium poppy)
Lineage: Eukaryota; Viridiplantae; Streptophyta; Magnoliopsida; Ranunculales; Papaveraceae
Product: ATP-dependent DNA helicase pif1-like
Exons: 1
Coding region: 1-540 (179 amino acids)
Biological process (GO): DNA repair; telomere maintenance
Molecular function (GO): DNA helicase activity
Source: RefSeq, a predicted model, not a curated record